Molecule: messenger RNA, 468 nt
Organism: Pseudopodoces humilis (Tibetan ground-tit)
Lineage: Eukaryota; Metazoa; Chordata; Aves; Passeriformes; Paridae
Source: RefSeq, a predicted model, not a curated record
CGCUUCGGGGUUCAGGGGGGGCCGGAAAAAAGGAAUUCCCGGAUUCCGGGGGUUUUCCCCCCCCCCAAAAAUCCCCGGGAUGGAAUCGGGGGGAUCCAAAACUCUGCCGGACCCGGCCGACGCGAUGACGUCAGACGACUUCGACAUCGUCAUCGAGGCCAUGCUGGAGGCGCCCUACAAGAAGGAGGAGGCCCAGCCCGGCCCUUCCAAGGCCCCAGCGGAGCCGGCCCCGGCCCAGGCGCCGCCGGAGGAGCCGAAGGAGCCCAAGAAGGAGAGCGGGAGCAGCAGCCGGAAGAAGCGGAGCCGGAGCCGGAGCCGCGAGCACAGACACAGCCGGAGCCGGGACCGGGAUCGGGAUCGGCGCCGCCGGAGCCGCAGCCGCGAGCGCCGGAGCCGCCACCGGAGCCGGAGCCGGGAACGCCGGAGGAGCCGGAGCCGGGAACGCCGGAGCCGCGAGGAGAGAGCCAG